Schistocerca gregaria is the source of this 1416-nucleotide messenger RNA. RefSeq lists its product as uncharacterized. The transcript is spliced from 2 exons. The record is from RefSeq and is a predicted model, not a curated record. Lineage: Eukaryota; Metazoa; Arthropoda; Insecta; Orthoptera; Acrididae. The coding region runs from base 376 to 1254 and encodes 292 amino acids.
GAUUAGAAUGUGCUCCGUGUUUCCAACGAGCAGUCAGUGUGAGACAAUGCGGUACUCAGACAUCUUGACAGAGGAGUUACUUCUCUGCGCUGUUGCGGCGCGCAUCGGUUCGCAAAACUUUACAGUGGAGGAGAAAAGUGUGAAAGUUGCCAGUGAGGAUGUGAUAGGUUUUACGUGUGCGCACGUCCGUAUUUUUGUAACAGCAAGAGUCGAAGGGAACUGUGAGAAUAAUAGCAGGCGAGUGCAGUUUCAUUUCUUCGCCAAAGUCAUGCCAAAUUUUCCGCUGCUGGAUGACAGGAAGAGUUAUACAGUGCAAGUGUUCCAGCGGGAAGCUGAUUUCUUUUCGAAAAUCCUGCCAACGCUGCGACGAGGACCAUGGAUUCGAGGCAGCUUUUCGACUACGGCCACUGCGAGACAAUUCUGAAAACACUAGCCUACUUCCACGCAACCUCCGUGAUUUACGAAGAGAAGCAGGGUUCGCGAGGCUACAUCCAGGAGAAGUGGUCCACCGAAAUCGACCAGGAUUUUGAACUUUCGAAGGUAGACAGUCUGAUAGACGGCUGGAUGGUGGCCGGUGUUGAAGUUAUUGCAACGCUCGCCGAGCAAGUCUGGCCAGGUGAAGAGGGCGCUGACAUCGCUAGACGGAUUAGAGGAAAACGCCGGGAAAUCUGCCACCGUUUUCUCAAGCUGAGGAAGCCUUCCACAGUGCAUCGGAACGUGGUGUGCCACGGCGACUUCUGGGCCAGCAACGUGAUGGUCAAGUACGAUGCCAGCGGCAGGCCGGAGUCUGCGAGGCUGAUCGACUUCCAGCUGGUGCGGUACGCGCCGCCAGUCUUCGACGUGAUGACCAUCCUCCUGCUGAGCACGGAUCAGGACUUCCGGGACCGCCACCUACACUCACUCCAGCAGGUGUAUUUUUCGACGCUCUCGGCACAGAUCGCAAGUGACGGGCUGGACGCCGAGCGGUGUUAUACUCUUACGGAGUUCAUCGAGUGCUGGCACGACAUGGCUGCAGAUCUCAGUAUUAUCGCUGCUAUUCUCCAACCACAAGUACUGAUGGACAGCCGCCGGCUGCGGCUUCUAAUGGCCAAUAGAGAAUCGUACGAUCGCUUUCUGUACAUCGACCGGAGGAGAGAGGUGCUCGAGGAAUUCUCCGUGGACGCUUUCUACAAAGCGAGAGUAACUGAAGCUGUCAAAGAGUUCGUUAUUCUCAAUUAUGAGUGGAUUCGUGGCGCAACUACAAAAAAAUCGUGAAUGUAACGUUUCUUGUUUUCUGAAUAAAAUAGAUGAUGGCUAUUUGCAGCGUAGUACUUUUAUAGAGUUUUGAAAAAAGUAAGUUAGAAGCUUUUACGAUUCCAGUGGCAUUUCACAUAUCAGAUGUAAGUUUUUUCGAUUCUCUAUCUCUCCGUAACUAGU